This is a messenger RNA of Staurois parvus, 615 nucleotides long. The record is from the annotation of a GenBank genome assembly. NCBI's taxonomy places the organism in Eukaryota, Metazoa, Chordata, Amphibia, Anura, Ranidae.
AUGGGUGCCUACAAGUACAUGCAAGAGCUAUGGAGGAAGAAGCAGUCGGAUGUUAUGCGAUUUCUCCUGCGUGUCCGCUGCUGGCAGUAUCGCCAACUGUCUUCUCUCCAUCGUGCACCACGUCCCACUCGCCCAGACAAAGCUCGUAGACUAGGCUACAAGGCCAAGCAAGGGUAUGUCAUCUACCGUGUCAGAGUUCGCCGUGGUGGACGUAAGCGCCCCGUGCCCAAGGGUGCAACCUAUGGUAAACCUGUGCACCAUGGUGUUAACCAGAUCAAGUUUGCUCGCAGCCUGCAGUCUGUUGCUGAGGAGCGUGCCGGCCGUCACUGUGGAGGACUGAGAGUUCUUGGCUCCUACUGGGUGGGCGAAGACUCCACUUAUAAGUUCUUUGAGAUCAUCCUCAUUGACCCUUUCCACAAGGCCAUCAGACGCAAUCCAGACACCCAAUGGAUCACAAAAGCUGUGCACAAACACAGGGAGAUGCGUGGGCUGACAUCCGCUGGCAAGAAGAGUCGUGGUCUUGGCAAAGGUCACAAGUUCCAUCUUACCAUUGGUGGCUCUCGUCGUGCUGCCUGGAGAAGACGCAACACUCUUCAGCUCCACCGUUAUCGCUAG